AUGGGGAAGUGGAUCAAGUCGCUGGUGGGCCUCAAGGCGCCGUCGGCGUCCGCGGCGCCGGGGAAGGGCCGGAAGUGGAGCCGGCUGUGGCGGAGCGGGUCCUCGUCCGCGUCCAGGGACGGCGCCGGGGGCUGCGAGGCGUCCUCGACCACGUCGUCCGCCAGCGGGAUCGGCUCCGUCGUGGCCGCCGUGGCGCGCGCGCCGCCCCGGGACUUCCGCGUGAUCAGGCAGGAGUGGGCCGCCAUCCGCAUCCAGGCCGCCUUCCGUGCCCUCCUGGCGAGGCGGGCGUUGAAGGCGCUGCGGGGGAUCGUGCGGCUGCAGGCGCUGGUGCGCGGCCGGCUGGUGCGGAGGCAGCUCGCCGUCACGCUCAGCCGCAUGGAGGCGCUGCUGAGGGUGCAGGAGCGCGCCAUGGAGCGCCGGGCGCGCUGCUCUGCCGACGCGCAGUCACAGGACGCGCCCGGCGACCGCAACGGCCGCGCCGACCCUCUCAGGGAAACCGAGGAACGAUGGUGUGACAGGCAAGGUUCUGUCAACCAAGUAAAAUCAAUAAUGCACAUGAAACAUGAGGGCGCAGUGAAGAGACAAAGGGCAAUUGCUUAUGCUCAUUCUCACCAGGGUCGGAGUUCUAGAUACAGUGGAAGGUCAAGCUCCCCUGCAAGCUCUCUCAGGAACCACGAGUCUUAUAUAGAAGGAUGGAUGGCAACAAAACCCUGGGAGAGCACGCAUAUGGAGUCAAACCUCGGCGAGUCGCGUCGUCUGCAUAGCUACAAGGAGAAGAUGAACUUUGAAGAUUCCAAAUAUUCAUGUGCUGGCUCCAUCAAGAUCAGAAGAAACAACGACUCGACCAGGGUUGAAGCAAUGCCUCCUCCGGCACUCUCGGCUUCCUCCUCGGACUUUGGGUGCGACGAGAGCUCUCCGUCGACAUCUUCGGUGACCCCGGGAUACUCUACCAACACCUUGGCGUCGGAGGCAAGGUCUGACAGUGGUGCAGGGCCGGGCUACAUGAGCUUGACCAAGGCUGCCAAGGCAAGGCUGGAGUACGUCGGCGGCAGUCGGAGAGGGCCGUUCCAGCUGCAGAGGCAACGGUCUGGGGGCGUGCCGUAUUACAGCAGAAGGGUGGCGCUCUCCUCGUUGGACUCGGAGAGCAACGCCGGCUCGGAUGUCUCGGCCGCCGCAAGGAGGUUGAACAGCUUGUCUCUGAAAGGGCAGAGCAUGACCCGAAGCUUGGACAAGGAGAACUACAAUUAUUAA
Molecule: messenger RNA, 1251 nt
Organism: Triticum turgidum subsp. durum (durum wheat)
Lineage: Eukaryota; Viridiplantae; Streptophyta; Magnoliopsida; Poales; Poaceae
Source: the annotation of a GenBank genome assembly